AUGACAGCGCCCCCUCCCCCGAAUACUGGCGGGACGAGCGGCGCCGUCCAUGACCGUGCCGGUCCUUUCAGUCCCGCGCUAAAGCCUGGGCUUGGAUCUUGCGCCUCAUGUGUCCAUUUUUCCUGCUCUUCGUACUCCACGACCGCUCCACCGACCCCGCCUGCUUCCUCGUACUCUCUGCCGCGGUUCUGCGGCCUCCCUCCCGCCCCGCGCCCAGGCUGCGCAUCUCCGCGGCAAAUGCGCGCCGCCCCCGUUUCGGCUGCAGCCAGACCGCCGCAAUUUGCUGCCCGGUCUGCUCCCAUUCUCAGGGCGUCUUCUUCCGAGUCCUCGGUCCCUCCUGUCUGUGCCUCUGUCCCCCCCCUCGCUCCGUGGUCGCCGCCGCUCGGCUCCGCGCCAGCCAGGAACGGAGGUUUCGAAAAAAAUCCCUUCGCCCUGACGGGGGCGCUUUUUCUGGGAUGGGGAGGCGACGAAUCCCGUGGGGUGAACUCUGACGACCAGCAGAGAGAAGAGGGGAGAAGACCGUUCGAGGAGGGAAGCAGACACGUCCGCCUAACCGCGGACGCAUCACAAAGGGGCAGGUCCGCAGACGUGCCUGCGCGAAGGACUGGAGCCUCGCUCGUUUUACUUUCCGCCGGAAAAGAGACAAACGCCCUCUCCGCGGAGGCACUUGAGAGCGGCGAACUCGAGCGCAAGAGAAGCGCUUCACAGGGAGGAGGGGGCUGCUACGGGCCUGCCCACGCGGGCGGCGAGAGAGCCGCGGCGCCCAGGACGGAUGCGCAGCCGACUUCCGCAUCGCAGAUGCAACUGCGGAUUGAGGAGAAAGUGAAGCUCCAGUUUCUGAAGCUAACUGACGGGUAUGCGUCUCAAAGACCAGCCGCGCGUCUUCUCAGCAAACAUCAGACCUCCGGCCGCUCGCCCCAGCACGCCGCUGCACGCGGCUCGACUGCCGCCUCCCCUUUUGCGUUUCCAGCCUUGUCGCCGCUGCCGCCGACCGCGGCGUUUCUCCACGAGAAAGUGCAGCAAGAGGUGCAUAGAACGACUUCGCUCCCUGCCCCCUCUUUCGCGCGUGCAAGCCGCCGCCCUUCUCUCUCUUCGUUUUCUGAGGCAGCAGCGAAGCACCCCGAGAGCAGCCUCGCUAGCCAAUCCGUCGACGCGUCGCCGACCUCGCCAAGGGGGAGCAUCCGGACUGAACAGACUCUUCUUUCGUCUUGCUCCUCCGUCUGCAGCUGCACAGAGGCGUUUCCGCUCAGCGCCGCCUCGCCCUUGCCGGGGCAGGAGGCCCCCGAGGCAGAGCGCCAGAGCUGCAAAACCGAGGCUGGCAGCGGAGAAGAAUCCCAGCAGGAGAGCAAAUCAGAGCUGCGCCCUACCCUUGUGGGAGACGGAGAAAAAGGAGAGACAAAAAACUUGAAGCAACCAGGGGAAGGCAGCGAGGAGUACACCCGCGCCGGCAGCCUUCGGGAAUCAAUAGAGACAGAAAGAACAUCUCACCGACCGCUGGAGGGGGUCGUGCGAACUGGCACAGCUGAGCAAGCGCCAGGCAGAGAGAGCCGUGACCCCAAGGAGCCUGUUCAAGAUACACCUGGGAGCGAGAGCGGGCAUCAAGCUGAAAACGCGUCCCUGGGUUUGCAGGCAGACAAAAAGUCGCUGUCGCGUUCCCCCUUAUCACGCCCAGCCGCCCACUCUUACUCCUCUGCUUCGUUGCCGUUCUCCGCCUCUUCGUCCUCGUCCCAAUACGACGCUCGCAGUCCGUCGCACGCGCCGUCUUCCUGGGACGAAGAGGAGUCCGGUUUCUGUUCCCUGCCCGCGCGCCGCGAAGAUCGAGACGCCGACGCUCUCGCGAGGAGUGCCUACAACUCCUCCAUGGAGCGCGUAGUGUCUUCGCCGCGCCCCCUCUCACCUGCGUCUCUUGACCGACGCGCUUCUCCGCCCCUUCGACGCGGAGAUCGCGGCGGCCGCCUUCCGUCCUAUUCCUCUCUGCACUCCACUGUGUCGUCGUCGUCCAUCUCGUCUUCCAGAUUCAUGGGGCUGGCUCGCACGGCGCAGUCGCUCCAGGCGCGGCUUCUGCUCAACUUGCAGAAGAAGCGCGAGGAUGAAGAAGAAGAGUUCUACCAGCUGACCGAGCGGCAGGAGCGCGAGAUCUCCACUUUGCGGCGUGAGGUCUCGGAGCUGAAGAAAGCGCUCAAGAGCCAGGAGAGUCAAGAGGAGUCUCGCCAGUCUUUCCUGCGCGAACGAGAAAACCAGUUAGCCAGCGCACUCCAGGACAGAGAGAAGGCGCGCGAGCGAGAGCGGAAACGGCGGGAGGAGAAGGAACAACUCGAGGACCGACUGCGAGACACCGAAGAGCGUCUGGGCGAGAAGGAGACGCUUGCGAAGAUGGAACGCAAGAACCUGGAGGCAGUGUGGAGGAAGCGGCUCAUGAAGGAACGCGAAGUCUUCCAACACGAAGUAGAAAAACUCCUGAAAGCGAAGGAGGAGCUCGAAAACUCUCGCAAAAAACUCGCCAACCAGGUGAAGGCCCUCCGGACUCGCUUGGGGCGAGCCGCGCCCUACGCGGUGCCCGAACCGAAGAAGGACGGAGAUCAGGCAGAAAAGGAAAGCGAAGGAAAAGCGACAGCGACCGCUGCGCCAAGUGUCGCGCAACCAGACUUUCAGACGGCCAAGACUCAUGAACUGACCUCGUUUGUGGCACUUCCACCCCCGGCAGAACGUGAAGAAAAAGAAACUGAGAAUGAAAUGCAUUCCCAAAAGGAACCGAAGGGAGAACGAAGAGACGUAGAAACGACGAAAGAGGGCGAGCGCCUGAGCGCCAACUCCUCGUGGACAGGCGUCGCUUGCGGUGAAAAAACCGGAGUCCCUCACCGUGUUUCGGCAGACCAGGCACCAGAGUCCCCUCUGCCCGUCUCCUGUUUGGCUCACGGAGACUCGCAAAGUCACGACUCUCUCUCUUCUGCUCCAUGGACAUCCGCCAAGCCAUCUACAGGGCUACAAGCGGAGGAUCGAACCGCCUUGACAUCGCACGCGGCCGCUCACGCCUCCCCUCACGCCAUCCACCCCUCUGCAAAGAGCGACAGAGACGAGACGCAGCAGGGAGAUAGAGAGCUUUUGCGCUCGUUCUCCUCCCCGAGGAGACUGCCUCUCCCGAUGCGGCUGCUUCGGGGCGCGAGCGAACGCGACAUCACGUAUGCGAGGAACCCAGACUUCCAAAGUUCGCCACCUCUGUCGUUAGCGGAGGAGCUCGCAGCUGUGGAGGAGCAAAGCAGAAGGAAAAAUGAUGCGGAAGACGCGGAGAAGAGGACGCGGCGACAGCGGAGAGACCCCAUAGGCGACGUGCGAGUGAGAGCCGCGGAUUCGGCUCUUGGCGAUGCAGACGCCACUGGGGCGACGGAUAUGACAAGGUUACCGGGACAGAGGGAAUGCACAGAGAAAGCCAAAGCUUCUCUCCUCGGGUUCGAUCCCCCGAUCUGUGGAGUUGCUGCGGCCGACGCGCUGUCUGACGACACAACGACGUGCUCGUUUUUCUCGCUUCCCGGCAGAGACUGCGACGACGCUUUCGCGCAAAUGUCGUCUCUCACGCUGUCCACGGCUUCAUCUUCCGCGUCUCUGCCGGCAGUUGAGAGGCCGGCGCCCUUCGUUGACCUCGAGGGUCAGCAGCUCUUGAGGGAAGAGCCAAAGGCCGAAGGCGGUGGGAGCCAGCGAGAAGCGUCUGGAGCCCCUGGGGAGAAGCUGCCGCUCUUGGCGAAAGCGGCCGCAGAAGGCCCCGCCCCGCCGCCUGUGCGUGCCGCGAGCGCCGACUCCAAGGCUGUCUCGUGCCCGCGGCGCAUCCGCUCGCUUGUGUCGAUUGUGCGUCUGUCCAUCUUCUGGCUCUGCCCGAGAAGGAAGGAUCCCGAGCUCCUGUCCGACGAAGACGUGGUCGCCCCACGAAGCCACGGGCGGGCCGCGGACUGCCAGGGCUCCGUCCCGCCCGAAGGCGCGCGCCCGCCAGACGAGCAGCCUCUCCUCGCUGAGGAGGAGGGAGAGGACGGAGAAGCAGCGGUAUCUGGAAGCGCGGCUCUCGGGUGCCACAGAGAGGUAACCAGCGCAGUCAUGCGGCCGCAGGCGCAGUGGGUGUGA
This is a messenger RNA of Besnoitia besnoiti, 4110 nucleotides long. RefSeq lists its product as uncharacterized. Bases 1 to 4110 code for a protein of 1369 amino acids. The record is from RefSeq and is a predicted model, not a curated record. The transcript has a single exon. NCBI's taxonomy places the organism in Eukaryota, Apicomplexa, Conoidasida, Eucoccidiorida, Sarcocystidae.